Molecule: messenger RNA, 2407 nt
Organism: Chara braunii
Lineage: Eukaryota; Viridiplantae; Streptophyta; Charophyceae; Charales; Characeae
Source: the annotation of a GenBank genome assembly
CCGUGGCAUCUGGUUUUGAGUUCCGCAUCAAGAGAUCGAACAAAACGAGGUACUAUCUCAUAUGUGCUCACCCAGAUUGCCCAUGGUCAUUGGAGGCCAAAGCAGCACAUGCUAAUGGACACACGGAGAUUGUUCGUCUGACUCCGCAUCGCCCUGGUUGAAGAAAAUCAGGCCACCCUGGCCUGAAACGCAACAAACACGCGAAGCUGAGGUGGGUGGAGCUUAUGGUUGAAAAGAAGUUGCGAGAGGACAACGGAACGACUUCUACAAAGUUGAAGAAAUGGUUUGACAAGGCAGUGAAGACCCACGUCAGCUACAACAAGUGUUUGCGAGCGAGGACGUCUGUGCUUCGGACACUGAAUGGGGCUCCGGAGGAGGGGUUCAGCAACUUGCGCAGGUACUGCAGGGUGUUGCAUGAAACAAACCCUGGGUCCAUCAUCGACCUUGAGUGCGAGGACAACGUAUUCGUUCGCAUGUUUUUCACGUUGGCCGCCUCUAUCAGUGGAUUUGCACACUGCAGACCUUUGAUUGUGCUCGACGGGGCACACAUCAGAGGGAAAUAUGACGGAUAUCUUCUUGGUGCCACUGGUCAAGAUGCGAAUGACCAAUGUUUCCCCCUGGUGUAUGCGAUUGUAGAUGGCGAGAGGAAGACGCAUUGGAAGUGGUUUCUCGUCCUCCUAAAGCACUUGUGCGUUGUAUCGAAGAUGGACCACAAAAUCAUGACAAUAAUGUCGGACCGGGACAAAGGGCUCAUACCAGUGGCGACGAUGCUCCUUGAAGCGGCGAGGGUGACUUGCGAGGAGGUUUUCGACUACUACAUCCAGCGGCUCGUUGGAUAUUCGAGGCACAAGAACAUUGUCGACCAAAACUUUGACAAAGCGGACAAAAGGCAUUGGGGAGACCCCCAUUUCGUCCAUCCAAGACACCGUUCAUGCACUCAUGCUGCAGCAGCCAUCGCGGAACGAAACGAGGAUAUGGCGUGGUAUGUGGACGCCUUUUACACCACGAGUGCCUUACGAGCAUCGUAUGAGGGUGUUGUCUUCCCGACGUGCUUCGCAAGCACAAGAACGUCCAUGGACAGUGAGGAGACCGUUCUCCCUCCUGUGAUGAAGCGCCAAAAAGGGCGUCCUCCUAAUGGAAGUCGAAUCAAGAGUUGUCUUGAGAUGGGAGGGACACCAAGACCAGCUGGUGGAGUGCGUCGUGGCGACGUGGCCGUGGCGGUGAAUACCGUGCUUGCGCGUGACGGUCCAAACCGAAUGCAUACUUACGAACGUUUUGGGGACGGGCAUGAUCAUCUUGGAGUCUUUAACUCUCACGCAGUGGAUGGCUUUGAAGUAUAUGUGACGGAAGCGCAUGAGCUUGAGGGGUUGUCCGAUGAGGACAACGUACAUGGAGAGGAACACGAGAAGGACAAAGGGGUGGGCAAAGACGAUGGCGAGGAAGGGGAUGACGAGGACAAGAGUGAGGACAUGGAUGGGGACGACGGCGAGGAGUUGGACAAGGAUGACAACAAUGCUGAGGGGGGGGAAGCUGACGAAAACGAGGAGGAGGAGGAGGAGCAGAUUAAGGACUCGAACGAGGACGGGGAUGACAAAGGUGAGGACAACGACAACAAGGAUGGACAGGAUGAAAAGGACGAAGAGGGGGAUAAGGAAAACAUGAAGGACUCGGGCGAUGAUAAUGUCGACAAGGAUGGACAGGAGUUUGUGGAGAGAGAGGGAGAGGAGGUGGAUGACGACAGCGACAGCGACGACGACGAGGAUGAAGAGGAGAAGGAAGGAGAGGAGAAGGAAGGAGAGGAGGUGGAGAAAGAGAAGGAGACCGUGCAUGAUGAGUUGAAGGACGACAAUGAUAAAGGGAAAGAUGUGGACGUGGAGGUUGUGGAUCUUAGGGGGGCUGAUGACGAGGACGAGGAGAUCGAAGCUGAAGACCCAGAAACGAGGGAGCAGGACGCUCACAAGGCAAACCCCGUGACUCAACCACGACCUCAACGUAAAGUUUAACAAAUACCCAACAACCGAUAUGAAGGUGCUGACAUCCUAGAUAACUCGGGUCGAAGGUUGUGUGCACGAUGUUGAGACUUGCGGCCACAUUGGGAAUCACUAGAAUGCCCAUGGAGAAGGUGUGUGUGCAUGUGCACUGCCACCCUCAGUAAUGUGAGCAUGCAGCAAGGUAAAUAAUGUUGUGCUUGCCCACCAAACCGGUCGCCUUAAAACUCCGUGUGUGUGUGUGUGUGUGUGUGUGUGUGUGUGUGUGUGUGUGUGUGUGUGUGUGUGUGUGUGUGUGUUCAUGUGUGAGUUAUACAUUUGCACAACAGCAGCCCCUGCUCCACUCAUAUGACCUCCUCUGUAGUUGAAGUUAAUGUACCUUUACCAUCCAUUACAGACAAUGAAGCACUUGUGCAAUG